ACUCCAUCCUCGAACCCCCCUACAUCACCGACUGCCAACCCGGCUCGACGAGACGACAAUCAACUCACCGCGUUGAUGCCACCCGAGAGACUGCAGCCAUGUCGAGCAACAACCCCUCUGAGCCUGCUCCUGGCGGUGGUGGUUUCGACUUGUUGAGGAGGGCAACCCAGAAGAUGAUGUACAGCAGGUCUGCCACGGCAGAGAACGACGACUCCACAGACCAGAUCGGAAACGACACCCCUCGGUCCGGCUUCGCUACCCCGGAGCCUGACCCUCAAGACAAGAGGCUGCCCGGCAUCAUGAGCUACUUCGGCCAGAGUGGCCAGUCCACACCUGCCCGAGCACUAUCUACCGCCCAACCCAGUCGAAAUGACGGUCAAGACGACCGAAGGACCAGCAACGAGAGCGCGAGCGCCAGCGCCAGCGCCACGGGCACCCAGACCCCCUCUGGCUCCUCCGCCACGUCGACACAAGUACCAGCCGCCAAGGGCAAGCUCACAAUCAAGAUCAGCGAGGCUAGAGGACUGCGGAAAUGCCGAGCACCCUAUGUCGUUGUCGUCUUCCAGAAAAGCGAGCUGAUCUCGGGCGCUCCACGCAAGGAUGACGAGGACGAGGAGUCGGCCGUCUCGAAUGUUGCCAUGGGCGGUGUUCCGAUUCAGCGCCAGGGCAGCGACUCUGGCCGGACCCCCAUGGCCAUCCCCAUGAGGAGCCGCCAGAGCAGCAACACCAGCAUUGGAGAGUUCAACAGUUUCCGCAACCGGCCUCACCGUCAGUCCUUUACAAACCCAAAGUGGGACGCGGAGGCGGUCUUUGACGUUGUCGAUAAGGAUAUGCUCGUUGAUAUCUCCGUUUACGAUCACGGUGCGAAAGGUGAGGAAUUUUUGGGACACGUCAAUUUCCAGGGACGCAGGCCAGACAGCCAGGAGCCCAUACGGGGCUGGUUCAGCCUCAAGGGUCACGUCGACACCAUGGAGGAGAACGCGCCAACCGGCGAAAUAUACGUUGAGGCUCUGUACCAGGGGGGCGAAAAGCGACACUACGGCCCCGAAGACUUCAUGAUCCUGAGAUUGAUCGGAAAGGGCACUUUUGGUCAGGUGUAUCAAGUGAGAAAGAGGGACACCGGGCGCAUAUAUGCUAUGAAAGUCCUUUCCAAGAAGGUCAUUGUACAAAAGAAAGAGGUGGCUCAUACCGUCGGCGAAAGGAACAUUCUGGUCCGGACUGCGACCUCGGAGUCGCCCUUCAUCGUGGGGCUGAAGUUCUCCUUUCAGACUCCCUCUGACCUCUACCUUGUGACCGACUACAUGUCUGGCGGCGAGCUCUUCUGGCACCUCCAGAAGGAGGGGCGGUUCGACGAGAAGCGCGCCAAGUUCUACAUCGCAGAGCUCAUCCUCGCGAUCGAGCACCUGCACAAGAACGACAUUGUCUAUCGGGACCUGAAGCCCGAGAACAUCCUCCUGGACGCAAACGGCCACAUCGCCCUCUGCGACUUCGGCCUGUCCAAGGCGAACCUGACCAAAAAUGACACCACCAACACCUUUUGUGGAACAACUGAGUACCUGGCCCCAGAGGUGCUGCUGGACGAGGCAGGCUACACCAAGAUGGUUGACUUCUGGUCCCUGGGCGUCCUCGUGUUUGAGAUGUGCUGUGGCUGGAGCCCCUUCUACGCCGAAGAUACGCAGCAGAUGUACAAGAACAUUGCAUUUGGCAAGGUUCGCUUCCCAAGAGACACGCUGUCUCUCGAGGGCCGAAACUUUGUCAAGGUUGAUUACGCCACCUUUCAAGCCGAGCCUCAAUUCACCAACGCUCUCGACCAGAAUGGAUCGCUGAACGAGCGGGCGGCGGCACUGGCCAGGGGCUUCGCCACGUCAACGCCCCUCUCACCUUCUGUCCAGGCGAAUUUCCAAGGUUUUACGUUUGUUGAUGAGAGCGCGCUGGAUGAGCACAUGGGAGACAGGGUCAUGGAUGAUGAGAUGGAUGUCGACCAGGGCAAGGAGCACGAUUGGGAUGAACUGGAGGACGUUACGACCCAGAAGUCAAAUCGGAUGAGCGGUUUUUUCAAUUCUUUUCUUCCUCGGUCACCGAAAAAAGAAAAAAAGGGCGAAUAGGGUCUCACGCGCGUUUAUGACAUUUGGUACGCAUCGUGCAUUUGCAUAUGGGCGGUUGAAGCACCUGCAUUUGGCAAGACAGAAGAGAUGCAGCAAUCUGGCCUCGGCGUUUACGGUCUGGAAACAGAAUUGUUUUUUUCCUUCAUCCGAUUCUACAGGCGAGCGAGGAUAAGCUCGUCCAGCAGGCGCUGCCAAGGAGGAGGAUGGGAUGAUGAUGGCUUGAACUUCGCUUUGGGAGAAAGCAUGCAUUGGAUGAGAAUGAAUAUUAGGCUGGUUCCACAAGAGGCCAGUCAGGGCUUGGUCUGGUGGUGGUGGACCUUGCGGCGAGGGAGAGACACCAAAGGCUUGGCUGCCUGUGCCUCUCUGCUCCACCAAAGUGAAGUGGUCCUCAUCCGUCAGCACUUCUUGCCUGGAGAGAUGAAUCCGUGUGGACCAUCUGAGAGCGGUAGCAAGUAUGUGCUUGGUAUCUAUCUACUUGUGCCCCUUUCUAAAGGCACGAUACCAGCAUCUAGCAUCUAGUGGCAGUUUGAAAAAAGGGACGAGCAAUGCCUACAGUGGUAAUGCAUAAUCGAAAUGUCAUCAUGCUCAACAC
Cryphonectria parasitica EP155 is the source of this 2697-nucleotide messenger RNA. RefSeq names its product protein kinase activity protein (gene SCK1). NCBI's taxonomy places the organism in Eukaryota, Fungi, Ascomycota, Sordariomycetes, Diaporthales, Cryphonectriaceae. The record is from RefSeq and is a predicted model, not a curated record. The coding region runs from base 99 to 2105 and encodes 668 amino acids. Gene Ontology annotation, molecular function: ATP binding; protein serine/threonine kinase activity. The transcript is spliced from 7 exons. Gene Ontology annotation, biological process: protein phosphorylation.